This is a messenger RNA of Protobothrops mucrosquamatus (brown spotted pit viper), 3170 nucleotides long. RefSeq names its product leucine-rich repeats and immunoglobulin-like domains protein 2. Bases 77 to 2962 code for a protein of 961 amino acids. The record is from RefSeq and is a predicted model, not a curated record. The transcript has 17 exons. Gene Ontology annotation, molecular function: protein binding. Lineage: Eukaryota; Metazoa; Chordata; Lepidosauria; Squamata; Viperidae.
AGAUUUGAGUCAUAACGAUUUGUUAUCCUCUAAUUGGAGUAUUGAUUCAUCAGGUCAAAUACUGCAAGAAGUGAAGAUGAAUCAUAAUGAACUAAGUGGCAUUCCCCAUUUUGGUGAACUAACUUCUAAUAUCACAUUACUAUCACUAGUGCAUAAUUCAAUUCAGGAGAUUGUCUCUGAACAGCUGCAACCUUAUUUCUCCCUGGAGAACCUUGAUCUCAGUUCCAACUUCAUCACAGAAAUCAAAGUUUCUUCAUUUCCACAUAUGCAGCUGAAGUACCUGAAUUUGAGCAACAAUAGAAUAACCACUCUGGAAGCAGGCUGUUUUGAUAACCUGUCCAAUUCCUUAAUAGUUCUAAAACUGAACAGAAACAGAAUAAGCAUGAUUCCGCCGAAGACUUUCAAGCUACCUUAUGUGCAGUUCUUGGAACUUAAAAGAAACCGAAUUAAGGUAAUAGAAAGCCUUACCUUCCAAGGCUUGGACUCAUUGAAAUCAUUAAAAAUGCAACGCAAUGGAAUUAGUAAUCUGAUGGAUGGUGCCUUUUUUGGACUGAAUAAUAUGGAAGAAUUAGAGUUGGAACAGAAUAAUCUGACAGAAAUAAAUAAGGGAUGGCUAUAUGGCUUGAAGGCACUGCAAAAGCUCUAUGUCAGUCAGAAUGCCAUUAAUAGGAUUGGACCUGAUGCAUGGGAAUUCUGCCAAAGUCUUUCUGAACUAGAUCUGUCAUACAAUCAACUGACUCGCCUAGAUGAAUUUGCUUUUAUUGGAGUGAAUGUAUUGGAAAAAUUAAAUCUGAGUGACAGUAGACUCAGUUACAUUGCUGAUGGAGUUUUUAAAGGACUCUCAUACCUACAGACUUUAGAUCUACGGAAUAAUGAGAUUUCCUGGGCCAUAGAAGAUGCAAAUGAAGCAUUUACAGGACUUGAGAGACUCAAUAAACUGAUUCUUCAAGGAAACCAAAUUAAGUCAAUUACAAAGAAAGCACUUUCUGAUCUUCAGGCCCUGGAAUAUCUAGAUCUGACCAACAAUGCUAUAGUAUCUAUUCAAGAAGGUGGUUUUUCUCAGCCUCUUCUUAAAGAAUUGUUGUUGAAUACUAGCAGCUUAUUGUGUGACUGCCAGUUGAAAUGGUUCCCACACUGGCUUUUCCACAGCCAUUUGCAGGACGCUGUCAAUGUUGUUUGUGCUCAUCCUGAACGGCUAGCUGGAAGGAGCAUUCUCAGUGUGAACACUGAAGACUUUGUUUGUGAUGACUUUCCCAAGCCACAAAUUAGAACACAUCCUGAGACAACAGUUGCGCUUAGAGGAACCAAUGUUACCCUGACUUGCAAGGCGGUGAGCAGCAGUGAUUUGCCUAUAUCUGCUGCCUGGAGAAAGGACAGUGAAAUAUUAUAUGACACAGAUAUAGAAAAUUAUGUCAGGUACCAACAACAAGAUGGUGAAAUCCUGGAAUAUACUUCUAUCCUGCAUGUUUUCAAUGUGAACUUUACUGAUGAAGGAAAAUACCAGUGUAUCAUCUUCAAUCACUUUGGGUCCAACUAUUCCAACAAGGCCAAGUUGACUAUCAAUGAGUUGCCUUCUUUUGUGAAAACUCCCAUGGAUUUGACAGUACGUACUAGAGCCAUGGCUAAAUUGGAAUGUGCUGCAGAAGGCCAUCCACCACCUCAGAUAUCCUGGCAAAAAGAUGGCGGCACAGAUUUCCCUGCAGCUCGUGAAAGGCGCAUGCAUGUGAUGCCAGAAGAUGAUGUCUUCUUCAUAGUAAAUGUGAAAAUUGAAGAUAUGGGGAUUUAUAGUUGUAUGGCACAAAAUGUGGCUGGCAGUAUAUCAGCAAACGUAACAUUGACUGUGUUAGAAACACCUUCAUUUGUUAGGCCUCUGGAAGACAGGACUGUAGCUCAAGGUGAAACAGCUGUUCUGCAGUGCAUUGCUAGUGGCAGCCCUGCCCCUCGCCUAAACUGGACCAAAGAUGAUGGUCCUCUGACAGUGACCGAACGGCAUUUCUUUGCAGCUGCCAAUCAACUGCUCAUCAUUGUAGAUGCGGGAUUAGAGGAUGCUGGAAAAUAUACUUGCAUUAUGUCUAAUACCCUUGGUACAGUGCGUGGCCAUAUUUAUUUACAUGUAUUAUCCUCACCGAACUGUGACUCAUCCCAAAGUGGCAUUGGAAUUGGAGAUGAUGGCUGGACAACAGUUGGGAUUGUAAUCAUUGUUGUGGUCUGCUGUGUUGUAGGCACCUCUCUAGUUUGGGUUGUUGUUAUCUAUCACAUGAGAAGAAAAAGUGAAGAUUAUAGCAUCACUAACACAGAAGAGGUAAAUUUGCCUCCUGAUAUUCCUAGCUACUUAUCUUCUCAAGGGACUCUGUCAGAGCCACAGGAAGGCUAUAGUAAUUCUGAGGCAGGAAGCAAUCAGCAACUUAUGCCUCCCUCCAACAGUUACAUACACAAAGGCACAGAUGGUGGCACAGAGCCAUUGGUGAUCUGCUCGGAUUGUUACGACAAUGCCAACAUCUAUUCCAGAAACAGGGAGUAUUGUCCUUAUACAUACAACACUGAAGAUGAUCCACUGGAUCAGUCAUUGUCCAACCUAAUGGUACAGAUGUCUAAAGAGCCCUAUCCUGGAUGCCCUCAGCAUGAAAUCACAACUAUUAAUAACUUUUCAGAUGGCCAAGAUAGGUCUGUGUUUGUUAGCAGUCAAGACAGGCUUCAUGAGAGGAAACCAUGUUCUCAGUCCUGUGGCAGUGAUCUUUUUCAACAGUCUUUAUGGGGUAUCAAUAAUGAUCUGGCGUUGCUGCAUCCUCAUUGUUCAUCUCCAUCUAAGACCCAUGAGGUGCUAGAAGUUCUGCAAAAUGAAGGCAUCACAGAGAAAGAGCCAGAGCAGAUUAUUCCUCCUAGGCUUCAUCACAGAUUACAUGAAUACAACUUUGAUUUUAACAGGACUCGGGACAUGCAAGAGCAUCGUGAAGCUACAUAAAAAUGAAAUAAACAUUAGCAGCUUGAAGCAUUUGUUAGUAUUAUUGCUACCUCAUAUUUUGACUCAUGGCAAAAAAAUGUUUCAUGCUUCCAACAGAGGCCUAAUGGAACAGACCACUGACUGCAUGCUGGAGGGCAAAAUCACUUCUGCUAUUUUCCAAUAAGUAGCAUAUAUUAAAGCUCAGUCUUAAACGGAUGGUGAAAAAAAA